This is a messenger RNA of Torulaspora delbrueckii, 4608 nucleotides long. RefSeq names its product ATP-binding cassette bilirubin transporter BPT1 (gene BPT1). The record is from RefSeq and is a predicted model, not a curated record. Lineage: Eukaryota; Fungi; Ascomycota; Saccharomycetes; Saccharomycetales; Saccharomycetaceae. Gene Ontology annotation, biological process: transmembrane transport. The coding region runs from base 1 to 4608 and encodes 1535 amino acids. Gene Ontology annotation, cellular component: membrane. The transcript has a single exon. Gene Ontology annotation, molecular function: ATP binding; ABC-type transporter activity; ATP hydrolysis activity.
AUGCUUUCGCUGAGUUCAAAUUCCACCUGUUCUUACAGGCCAUAUUUGGACCCUUGGACUAAUGCUUUGAAUCCGUGCUUUCUGUCACUCGUCAUAUUAAUAGAAGGUGCGUUUUUCACCCUCAUUGGAUUGAUCCAGCUUGUUAGGUUGAUUCGAGAGACUAGAGUGCCUAAAAAUAUCAAUUAUUUGUCAUUAUCCAAAGGUCAACUAGUGCAGUUAUCAAAUGUCGGUCUGGUUGUGGUCCUGAUAAUCUGCCAGACGGCUAUUAUUUCUGGCAGUCAAGAAAGUGUUCCUAAGGUGACCAUUUGUGCCCUUUUGACUCAUUUGUUUUAUGUUGCCUGCGUAUCAGUGCCAACUCAGUACCUGCAAUAUUUUAAGAGCACUUGUUCACUUGGGAAUCAAAUAUUUUACUAUAUGAUUCAGAUCAUUGUUUUAACGUAUGAGAUUGCUCAACGAUACGCACAUUAUCCUGAAGAAGAGUUCAAUUUGGUUGCUGGCCAAUACGGCGCAAUCCUAGAGGUUGCGCUGCUCAUAUGCUCAAUGACUAUAUUCUUGCAUGAUCUACGAUUCUACCAGCCUUCAAAUCAAUUGGAGACAUACUACAAAGAUAAUGAAAUCUAUCCGCAUGUGAACGUUCUAGCCCGCGUAACUUUCACUUGGAUGAACGAUUUGAUCGUUGAAACUUAUCGUCAAAAGAAGAUUAAGGACCCUUACAAUUUGCCCAAGCCACCAGUGAACGUUGACAUAAAGGAUAAUUCUCAUAGGUUAGCAGGUGCUUGGGAGGGCGAAAAAUGGAGAGAGAGAAACUCUCUUUUUAGAGCCCUCGUGAAGACAUUUGGUAAACCAAUUUUGGUAGCGAUGUUAUUUGAGACUACGAAGGAUUUACUUUCUGUCAUACAGCCACAAUUUUUGAGAUUGUUUAUCCUGUGUUUCAACAUGGAUUUCAAUUCCAAGUACCCUCCGCUAAAUGGUGUCUUCAUAGCUUCAGGCUUAUUUUUAUUAAGCGUCUUUUCAACCUACUUGCAGAAUCAAUUCUACAUUACCAUUUUUGAGGUGGGGCUAGGUAUGAGAGGGUCGCUAGUUGCGCUGUUAUACAAAAAAGCACUAAGACUCUCUUUGGCUUCAAGAGAGAAAAAGUCAACUGGUGAUAUACUGAACAUGACCUCCGUCGACGUAGGUAAAAUUCAAAGGUUUUUUGAGGACUGUCAGAUUAUCGUAGGGGCUCCCAUUCAAAUUAUUGUUGUUCUUGUAUCGUUGUACUGGUUGUUGGGGUCGGCUACGAUAGGCGGUGUUGUCACAAUGGCGAUCAUGAUUCCAAUCAAUUCCUUCCUAUCCAAGAGGGUUGAAAAGCUGUAUAAGAUUCAAAUGAAAUAUAAGGAUGCAAGGAUCAAGACCACAACAGAAAUUCUCAACUCUAUGAAAUCCAUUAAAUUAUAUGCUUGGGAAGAAGCGAUGCUGAAAAGACUAGACCACGUAAGAAACGGACUCGAACUUGAGAAUUACAAGAGAAUAGGGGUGGUCAGUAAUUUGAUUUAUUUUGCAUGGAAUUGUGUCCCAUUGAUGGUAACUUGUUCAACAUUUGCGAUCUUCUCGUUCUUUAACAAGACGCCACUGUCUCCUGAAGUUGUUUUUCCCUCACUGUCUCUAUUCAAUAUCUUGAAUGAUGCAAUCUACUCGUUACCAAAUACUAUCAACUCGAUCAUCGAGACAAAAGUCUCGAUCAACAGAAUCAAGGAAUUUCUGUUAAGUGAGGAGCUAGACGACUCUUUUAUUGAAAUCGAUAAGACUCCUUCUGAUAAGGUUAGCCCAGUAGUUGAAAUCAUAAACGCAACGUUCCUGUGGAAAUCCCCAAAGAUUUUGUUCAGUGAAGGCUCUGACGAAGAAUCUCGCAUUGAAAGUUCUCAAGUCGCACUAGAGAAUAUUAAUGGCUUCCAAGCAAAGAAAGGAGAAUUAACUUGCAUUGUCGGCAGGGUUGGUUCUGGGAAGUCCACUAUGUUGCGUGCCAUUUUGGGUCAACUACCCUGUGUAAAUGCCUCGGUCGGGGGUUUAGAGCCUAAGGUCCUUAUCAGGGCUUCUACAGUUGCGUAUUGUCCUCAGGAACCUUGGAUCAUGAAUGCGUCUAUUAAAGACAAUAUUACUUUUGGCUUCAGAUACGACGAAACCUAUUAUAAUGCGACAAUCAAGGCAUGCCAGUUGUUACCAGACUUAGAUAUUCUUCCAGAGAGGGACAACACGUUAGUUGGCGAGAAAGGAAUAUCAUUAUCGGGUGGUCAGAAAGCUCGAAUUUCACUUGCUAGGGCGGUAUAUUCUCGAGCAGACCUGUUUUUGCUUGAUGAUAUUCUUUCAGCAGUGGACGCAGAAGUGAGUAAGAACAUUGUUGAAAUGGUUCUCGACAAGAAGAUGGGGUUACUGAGAAAUAAAACAGUUGUACUAACUACCAAUGCCAUCUCUGUUUUGAAUCGGUCACAAAAGAUAUACAUGCUAGAAGGUGGCUCCAUUGUAGAAGAAGGAUCGUUUACGGAAGUGACCUCUUCUCCAGAGCCAUCAAAACUCAAGAAAAUGAUUGAUGAAUUUGGAGGAAAUAUGAAUUAUCCACCUUCAGAAUCAGCCGAUAAUCACUCAAUUGAGAGCACCAAUUCGAAGGUGCCAAGCAGUGAAAUUAACGAUACUGCGGCAUCUUUGUAUUCUGAAAACAUGUUAGCAGAUGCCGGAUUGAAUUCAAGAAGGGCAUCGAUAGCCACUUUUCACGCAACGAAACUGUUUACUGAAGAUGGAUCUAAUGCACUCACAGCCGAGAAAAAGGAAGAGGGCCGCGUUAAGUCUUCGGUCUAUAUGUUUUACAUCAAAGCUUGUGGUGUUGUUGGAGUGACUUUGUUCUUCUCAUUCCUUAUUCUAAGCAGGGUGUUCGACGUGGUCGAAAACUUUUGGUUGAAAUAUUGGUCAGAAGAAAAUGAACGGAGAGGUACCAAUGAAGAUGUAUGGAAAUUUGUUGGUAUUUAUGCAGCUAUCGGGGUGUUUUCUGCUGCUUUCAAUAACCUCAGGACAAUUGUUUUGCUACUAUUUUGUACAAUUAGAGGUGCCGCGCAACUGCAUGAUACAAUGGCCAAGACUGUCCUACGGAGUCCAAUGAGCUUUUUCGAAACAACUCCAGUAGGUCGUAUCAUCAAUAGAUUUUCUUCAGAUGUGCAAGCCGUAGACAGCACAUUACAAUGGGUCUUUGCAUUCUUUUUCAGGUCAAUCCUAAACUAUGCCGUUACCGUCAUUUUGAUCAGCUACAAUAUGCCAUGGUUUCUGAUUGUGAACGCAGUGCUUUUAAUCAUCUACAUUUACUACCAGGCAUUUUACAUCACUCUCAGUAGAGAGCUUAAAAGGUUGACAAGCGUCUCAACAUCACCUAUUAUGUCACUGUUCAGUGAGACUCUGGGAGGACACGCUGUUAUCAAUGCAUUUAAACAUUUCGACAGAUUUGAUUUUAUCAACUUCAACAACGUGCAGUUCAAUAUCAAUUGCUCUUUCAAUUUCAGGUCCACUAAUAGAUGGCUCUCGGUACGCCUUCAAACAAUAGGUGCAUUCAUAGUAUUGGCCACGGCGCUGCUGGCUCUAAGCACGAUAAACUCAGAAAGAAGAUUGAGCCCCGGCAUGGUAGGGCUCUUGAUGAGUUAUGCUCUUCAGGUAACGUCGUCGCUCAUGUGGAUUGUUAGAAUGUCAGUUCAAAUUGAAACGAAUAUUGUUUCAGUGGAACGUAUCUAUGAGUACUGUAAUUUGACUCCCGAGGCGCCAGAAGUUAUCGAGUCAUGCAGACCAAAAAAAACCUGGCCAUCGGAAGGUGAAAUAAUCUUCAAAAAUUACUCCACGAAGUAUAAGACCAAAGGCGACUUAGCUUUGAAAGGGAUUAACCUGUCAAUCAAGCCUCAGGAAAAAAUUGGUGUAGUUGGGAGAACUGGUGCUGGUAAAUCUACACUAUCCUUAGCACUGUUCAGAUUACUGGAAGCCACAGAGGGUACAAUUGAAAUUGAUGGCCUCGACAUCAGUAAGAUGGGACUCAAGGACUUGAGAAGUCACCUUGGCAUUAUUCCGCAAGAUGCGCAGGCAUUUGAAGGAACUGUGAGGUCCAACUUAGAUCCAUUCGAACAAUACUCAACGGAGGAGCUCUGGGCAUCAAUUGAGUUAUCUCACCUAAAGCCUCACAUAGUCGAAAUGUUCAGAAAGGAAGAUAACUCGGAAUUGCCAGCAUCUAAAGAGAAAAUGCUUGACGUUAAGAUCAGCGAGAACGGUGGAAACUUGUCGGUCGGACAACGGCAAUUACUCUGUUUAUCCAGAGCAUUGUUAAAUACUUCCAAGGUGCUUGUUUUGGACGAGGCUACUGCAGCUGUCGACAUGGAGACGGACAAAAUUAUUCAAGAAACUAUCAGAUCAGAGUUGAAGGAGAAGACUAUUUUAACGAUAGCACAUAGAAUUGACACUGUACUUGACAGUGACAAAAUAAUUGUCCUUGAUGCGGGACAAGUGAAAGAGUUCGAUACACCUGAGAAUCUAUUGUCAAACAAACAGUCUAUCUUCUAUGCACUCUGCGAAAAAGGCGGAUAUCUAGACAAGAAGAGGUCGUAG